Neltuma alba is the source of this 864-nucleotide messenger RNA. Its product is annotated as nucleoside diphosphate kinase 1. The coding region runs from base 81 to 527 and encodes 148 amino acids. The transcript is spliced from 4 exons. Gene Ontology annotation, molecular function: nucleoside diphosphate kinase activity. Lineage: Eukaryota; Viridiplantae; Streptophyta; Magnoliopsida; Fabales; Fabaceae. Gene Ontology annotation, biological process: UTP biosynthetic process; GTP biosynthetic process; CTP biosynthetic process. The record is from RefSeq and is a predicted model, not a curated record.
UCUCUUCGCCUGCGCAACUCACUUCACCCACCGUCGAAAUUGCAGUGAAGCUGAGCUAAGCUAACAGCCAACGUAGCAGAAUGGAGCAAACUUUCAUCAUGAUUAAGCCCGAUGGUGUCCAGAGGGGCCUGGUCGGGGAGAUUAUCAGCAGAUUUGAGAAGAAGGGGUUCUCACUGAAAGGUCUGAAGCUAAUUUCUGUCGACCGUCCUUUUGCUGAGAAGCACUAUGAGGACUUGUCUGCAAAGCCCUUCUUUAACGGAUUGGUGGAUUACAUUAUCUCUGGUCCUGUUGUUGCUAUGAUUUGGGAGGGUAAGAAUGUUGUGACAACUGGCCGAAAGAUAAUUGGAGCCACAAACCCAGCACAAUCUGAGCCUGGAACAAUCCGUGGGGACUAUGCCAUUGAUAUUGGCAGGAAUGUCAUCCACGGAAGUGAUUCUGUUGAAAGUGCAAGGAAGGAAAUUGCAUUAUGGUUCCCCGAAGGUCCUGUCGCUUGGCAGAGCAGCGUCCACAAGUGGAUCUAUGAGUGAAACUCGACUGCCUCAGCAAUUCCAUCAAUGUUAUGAUCCGCUGUUGCUAAACUUGUGUUCUUUAGUUAUCUCUUUUAACAGUUGAACGUAUUUAUAAAUUUUGAUCACUACCUAUGUUCGUGAGUGUUUACUGAAGCUUCUUUGGUAUUUGAUGGUGGUGAUGAGUGAUGGGUUGCGACUGAAAUCUACUUUUGUGGCUUGAUAAUGCAUUAAUUUCACCUGUAGCGACCAAAUCAGUUCAAGUAUGAACUGUACAACUAAAUCGUCUGGUUGCCAAGUACUGAUGAUUACUUGUAUGCACAGAGGGUUUCCAAUGGAUGAAUCAAUAAUUGCAGAU